GCACGCAGGGGAGACAACGGAAGAGAAGAGAGCUAGAGUUGGAAAGCGUCUGGAGGAGAUUUGGGAAGAGAGGUGCAGGCUAGAGGCGACAGGAGCUUUACCCAGUUAACCGUCUGAGGAGCCGGACAUGGCCCGUAGUGUUACGGAGUUAUGGGAUGAGUUCCUGGGGCAGCAUGGUGCGGGGUUAGUCACACUUGCGAGAACAGGGUUUGAGACAGCCAGGUCAUUGGACGGAUACUUGGACCGCAAGCUUCGCUUCUUAGCAAAGAGCUCCUUCAAGAGAUAUUUGAUGCUGGAAGAUGAGCUGGCUGGGAGGAAGUUGAAGGACGAUAACCUGGGAGUGCACCUGGAGGCCGCUAAGGCCGAGAUUCGAGAACUCAGGGCAUUGUCCACCAGUCAGGCCGCGGUUAUCCACGAGAUGAGGCAGCAGCUGCAGGAUAUGGCGGCCAGAUUAGAUCAGGAAGCGCCUACGAGGGUGGUGGAUUGGACGGAGAGACACCGAUAUGGCAUUCGGGGCGAGGCGGUGCGGGGGCCACCAAGCUUUCCGGCGGCUCAGGGGCAAUUUGCAGCCCAGCAUCCACCCACGCAGCAAGCAUCGCAGGCUAGCGUGGCAGGAGGGGGGAACCAGGGACAGGGUGAACAGGGGAAUGGUGGCAGAGGCCAAGGUGGACGAGGAGGUGGCGAAAGAGGACAAGGGCGAAAUGGCGGAGGCCGUGGUGGAGGAUGGAAUGGCCAAGGAGACCAAGGCGAAGGCAACCAAGGCGGUCAGGAAGGGGGCCAAGGAUAUGGAAGGCCCCGCUUUGAUUGGUGGAAUGCCAUUCGCCGACAUUGUGGCAUUAUAGGUCACACUAUACGAUUUUGCCAGCAACGGCGGGAUGACGAACUUUCUGGGCUGAUUUUCACCAACAUGGAUGGGGACAUAUACGAUAAGUUCGGGAAGUAUAUUGAACCAAAAACUCUGGGUGGAGUAAGGCAAGAGGCCCUUAGGCGAGCAGAGGUAGGACCAACACCCCCGACCAUGUUCAGGCUAUGGCAAGAGAGAGAGGACCCGACCGUAAGGAUUGAGGAGAUCGUGGAGGAGAGUGAAGAGGUGACUCAGCGACUAAAGGCAGGGACUGAAAAGGAAGAGUCAAUCGUCGUCGAGUCGGAUGAUGAGGAAUUGGGAGAAGUGAGAGAGUCGGCCAUAACAAUCUUGGAAAAGAUGGAGGAUUUGGUGGAAAAGGCGCCCCCUCGAAGGGAACCUGAGCCCGAGCGCAGGAAGCAAGUGGUGGAGGUCCCCGAAGAGGAAGAGGAGGAUGAUGAUGAAAAGGAUGAGAGGCUCCGACAACAAGAAGAUUGGCGAGCAGAGCUAAGGGCCAGGAAGAGAGGGGCUCAGGAGAAAGUCGAGUUGAGCCAGCGCGAUAGCAUACCUAAAAGGAAGAAGUACGUGGUUCCGUUAGAAGAGGGCUUCGACGUGGAAAGAAUGGUGGACAGACUUCUAGAAGGUUAUAAUGACCUUAUGAACCUAAAGGAUAUUCUGGCGUCUGCCCCAAGGCUCCGAGAUAGCUUGAAGGGACGACUAUCGCGGAGGUUAGUGCCCAACGUCCGUCUGAGUACAAUCCUGCCAAGAGAAGUGGAGUGGACGGAAGCAGGAACGAGGAUGGACUGGAAAUAUGUGGCGUGUGGUUUGGUGGACUUGGUGGUGAGGGACCAGAAGUGUGCUGCAAUGGUGGAUACAAGCGCCGAGAUGAAUAUCAUCCGGGAAAGGGAUGCGAUUAUGUUGGGAUUGAAGGUCGACCGCUCCGACCACAGGAGGCUGAGGGCUUCGCCGAUGGGGCGCGAUGACCUGCCUAUCCGAUUGGAGGAAGGCAUUGCAGAGGAGUUCAUCCCAGCCUACGAACGGUAUAUGCGCGAUCAGGGAAUUGUGCAGGAGGAGUGGAUACAGACAUUGCUCCUUUGGACCAGAAGGGCAAAGAGGCCAGUGGCGAGACAGAUCCGGGAUAGGGCAAGCGAUUGGGAGGACUGUCAGGCUCAGUUGAGACAGGCGUUCCGACAGCCAGAGCCUAAGAGGCCAGAGCCCAGGGUCAAAAGGAGACGAAGGAAAGAAAGGGUUGAGAACCUAGUCUGGAGGAAGCGCAUGGAAGCCAAAGAAGUGGAAUGGGAGAAGAAGCUCCAAGAUAUGACGGCUGCAGUAGAGAGGCUUUCAACCACCAAGGUGGUCGAUUGGACUGAGCAGAGUAGAUACGACAUUCAGGGUGAAGGGAUGCAGGGACUAUUUGGCCAGGAAAAGCCAGCAGAGCCUUCUCAGCAGGAGAAGUUGAAAAAGAUAUUCCUAGAACCGGCGGAGGCGGAGACAAAGCGGAAGGCUGAAGAGGGAAGCUUCGAGUUCAAGACUCCCACAGAGUUAGCCUCGCAACAAGAGACCCCUAUGCCAUUUGAGGCUCCUGUUGAGGGGCAAACUCAGGGACCUCAGCCCCCAACCGCGAAGUAGGGGUCUGCGGAGGAAUCCCUUGCGAUCCUGUUGAAGCAACGACUAUAGUUCAUGACUACCUAAUGUUGUAGCGGCUUACAAUU
Chara braunii is the source of this 2553-nucleotide messenger RNA. The record is from the annotation of a GenBank genome assembly. NCBI's taxonomy places the organism in Eukaryota, Viridiplantae, Streptophyta, Charophyceae, Charales, Characeae.